UUGUGAGGCGCUCGGUGGUUGCCACUUCCGCAGCCGGAAGUUGGAGUUGAGUCACUGUCUCUGCGGGAGCCAGGGAUGGGUAAGCAGAGGAUGAGUUAAUGAGAGCGGCCAGGUCCGAGGAAGCCGCAAUAACCACCAUCAGCAGCAUCACUGUCUGAGGAGACUGAGAUACUCAGCCUUCGGAGGGUGGGUGGGUUCAUUCAAUUAAUCACAUCAAGCAAGGGCCGCACCUUCGUCUCGACUUCUUUUAUUCAAAAUGAUGGAAGAAAUCGAUCGAUUUCAAGUACCCACAGCCCGGUCAGAAAUACAGCCGCUGGAUCCGACAGCCACCUCCAUCUCUGAAGGUGAGUGUGACACCCGCGAGAGCGAAUCUGUGGCAAUGAAUUACAAGCCAUCCCCACUGCAGAUGAAAAUAGAGAAGCAGCGAGAGCUAGCCAGGAAGGGGUCUCUGAAGAAUGGCACUGUUGGAAGCCCUGUCAAUCAGCAGCCAAAAAAGAACAAUGUGAUGGCAAGAACAAGGUUGGUUGUACCAAACAAAGGAUAUUCGUCACUAGAUCAAAGCCCAGAUGAAAAACCUUUGGUCGCUCUGGAUACUGACAGUGAUGAUGACUUUGAUAUGUCAAGAUACUCUUCUUCAGGUUAUUCUUCAGCUGAGAUUAAUCAAGACUUGAAUAUCCAACUCCUGAAAGAUGGCUACCGGUUAGAUGAAAUUCCAGAUGAUGAAGACUUGGAUCUUAUUCCCCCGAAAUCAGUAAAUCCCACCUGCAUGUGUUGCCAGGCCACCUCCACUACUUGCAAUGUUCAGUAAUGUGACUGACGCUUUCCACUGUAAUUGUAAAACUAACAGCCAUUGCUUCCUCCUAUGGUAGGACAUGCACUUUGUGUCCGUGUUUAAAAAAAAGCCGACCAUCAUUGUGGCAUUCAUAAGUGAGUGUGAAUGCAGUGUUGAAUUUGUGUGUGAUAGAAGGUGACAAUGCUACUGCUUUGCAGUGGUUAUAUUGCGUAAUCCUGAUUUUUAUUUUCCCCCACCCAUCUGCUUCUGGGGGUGGGGCAGAGGGAAGAGACAGAAUAGAGCACUACUUCAGCAUGAUUCAAAGUUCAGCCAUGAGCUGAAAGCAAAGCAUCUGUAAGUUCUUUUGUCUACUCAUACUUGGCUGUUUAUAUUUGAAGUGUACUGGUUUAUGUCCAUGUAUAUGUUUACCAUUGCAUUUGGAGCCAAUGAUAUUUAACCUAAAAGUUGCAAAGUUUUUUCAAAGCAUUGUCUUCUUAGCUCUCUAAUUUAUAUAUUAUUUCCUUUUGUUGUUAGAGGUUUCUAACUUUACAUUAACAUUCAAAAUUUGAUAACACUAGCAUAGUCUUUUGUUAAAAGAUUUUACACAUCUAUCUAAACACUACAAUGGGUGUAACUAGAGUACACUUUAUUGUAGUGUACUGUUACUUGUGUGCACAAGUUUUAGACCAUUCAUGUCAAUGUUGGAUUAAAGGUUAUCUUCCCCUUGAAUGUAUUAUGUUUUAAAAAGGGAGAUUUGUUUCAUUUCUAUACAAUGUUAAAAUGACAUGCAUAUAAAACUUCUUUUAGUAUUGUUUUGGAGGGGUUUUUAUGAUCUAUUUGUUUGGGAGGAAGAAUAUUGUUUGCAACUCUGCUUAAAGGUUACUAAUAUUGCUACUUUGAUGAAAGGAGCAUAGAAGAGUUGGUAAGAUAAAAACUGCAAUGUUAGAGGAAACAAUUCAUUGUAAGUUUACUUAUAAAUAUUAGAAAUGGACAGAAAUGCAAAUCUGGCUGUUGUAUGGACAACAUAAUGAAGCAGAGGAGUAUUUUUAGUGUGCUGCACUUGAAAUAAUUAACAAAAUUAUAGGUAUAAUUAUAGUUGUAAUUUGGCAUCAUUUAUAAAUGGUUUUAUUUUACCUUAACAUUUUGCAAAUUGUAACUCCAAGUAACUUGUUUGAAGUCUGUGUUCUGUCAUCCUCAAUGACACAUUUCAUUAUUAAUUGGUAAAAAAAAUCAACCCACACAUGGCCGAUUAAGUUCUAAUCAAUGUAAAGUACAUACUAGUUGAAUAGAAAAUGUGUUGUUUUAAAUGUGUUGUCACUAGAGGUCCUCAUUAAGCGGGGACGAGGUCAACGCUCCUGGGAAACUUCCUAGACUGUCAUAUGGCUGUUGGACACGUUUACUUGGUUUAAAAUGGUUUCUGCACAAAUCUAUUUUACAAGCUGUUUCAUUCCUUGCCCAGCUCCCGAAGACAAAGCACUGAAACUCUGAGAUAACAAAGCCAGUUGUUAGAACGUCCACAUAUCAAUAAUUGAGAUAGAUUCAAUACUGCUCCUUCAGGCACACCUAGUACUCCCAUCUCAACAAUUAGAUGAUGAUUAUUUUAAUCAAAGAGCAUAAUGGAUGAAAAUUCCUAAUUCUGAAAAUUUACAUUUCGCAUUUUGAAGUGUCAAUAUUUUAAUCAAGAUUACAAAUAUUUGAGCAGGAAGUUUAGUCUAAUGUUUACUGUCUGUCUCAAAGCUCAUUAUUGAUUACUUUAGUUUAUUUAUUUAUGUACAUAUAUUUAUAAAGAAAAACUAAACAGUAAUAUGUUAUCCAUGUGACACUUGUAUUGAGUUAGACCAAAACUUGAAGGAAUAAUCAUGCUGCGUUCCUCACCUUGUUUAGGUGGAUAUUAGUACAAAAAGGAAUUCUGAGUUUAUGAUGACACGAGAAUUAAGAAUUUUUCUGGCAUUUUGAACUAAUUUUUUUGUGGUAUGAGACUCAAUUAAAGUUUAAUUUAAGCAGUAGUUAAAGGAGUCAAUUGCACACACAAUGUGUUGCCACCCAAUGUAUCAUGAGUCCCAAGCAGAAGCUAUUAGUGAUCUCUCUUUUCCCCCCCCAUCCCACUUCAGAACCUUUCUAAGAAAUUAAUUAUUGCUAUUUGGUGUUUCAGUACCACACUGUUGUAUUGUAUAUGUUCUGGUAUGCACGUGUCCUACGCUAACACUCCAUGCAAACAAAGUGACUUGUCCGAAUAACUUGGUCUUUGCCUUCAGGUUAAUGCUGCUGUUUGUUAAAGCUUCCAGUUAACAAAAUACCUUAUUCCAAUAGAUGUGAUCUUGUUGCACUAUAAUCAUUUUAAUACAAUGAUGCUCACCAUGUGUAGGAUUUUUGUCUUGUCUUGUGAUCUUGUUGUAAUAUCAAAAAAUACUUAAGAUGCAAAUUGCCCAUUUGCCAGACCUUAUUUGGACUUAAUCAAGAGAACAUUUCUUAUAGAAAUCCUGUUGCACUUAAAAAGCAAAACUGAAUAUUGUAAAUCUGGAAGAAAAUAUAAAUUUCCGAAGAUCAUAUGCAAAUCUAUAAAAUCUGAAUUUAGAAAAAGGAAUUGUAGUGUUGAUUGUGAAAUUUGGCCUGUUGCACUGGUUAGAGAUUUUUAAAACUCUAAAUCCAUUUUCUUGCCCUUUAUCUAUGUCUUAUUUAUUCUUUCACAAAUACUUAUUCAGUUUCUUUUAAAUGAUAAGUCUCAGUCUCACUAGUUAGCUGCACUGAAGCAUUUCAUAUUCAAUAGCUGUCUUAAUGAAAAUAAUUCUUCUGAUUAUCCCAACCAUUUUUCUUGUCAUAAUCUGUGCAUCAUGCCAACUGGAGUAACCCUCCGUUAGUUCUCAGAUGGAGCUGUUCAGGUACUCAAAUUUCAUUUUAUUUAUGCUCUGUGCUUUCCCACAGUUUCUAAUACAAAUAUUUACUGUCCUAAAUGUUUUAUUCAUAAAAAUGAAUUAACUGCUAUUCUUUUUCUGCAUUACAGCUAACUUUUAUCCAUGCUGCCUUAUCACCUUGAUGACCAUAUUUCUCAAAACUUUUAAUACUAAAACCCUCUACGAAUUCCCUUGCCUUUUAUUGCCAUAUUCAAAUAUUUUUACAAAAGUGUAACAUCUAAUUCCCAGAAUAAAUUUUCAAACCAUAGCCAGUCAUCAAAUCAUGAUCUUACCUUUGCCAGUCUUCCUAAUCUUUUCUUUACUUAAAUAAUCUGAAAUAACUAUUGUGUUGCCAGAAGGCUUAUCUGAUUCCGUCUUCAAUGAAACACAAUUUCCUCUAGUUAAAUAUUCAAGAAACUAAACCAGUUGUCUUUGGCCCCUGUCACUAAUCCACAUCCUUAACUCUGAUUUCACAUCCUUUCUAGAUAAUGUUCCAAGCCAAAUCAACUCUUUUUUUUUGUUUUACAAUGCCUGGUUUGGAUCUUUGCACCCAAGAUGGAUGGUGCAUACCAGGAAAUUUCCUGGCUCACCACAGUUGCCUCAGGGAAAACUCACUCAAUUGCUUACGCUUUAGCCUUCCAGGCCUCACCUAUCCACUUCACAUAUCCCAUCUGUGCCAAUUCAUGCCCCCACCCACCCUCAAGUGAUCUCUCAUACCUGCAAUGCCAACUUAAUACCAAUUCAUGCUAACCAAUCCACUGUCCUUCAUCCUGCCAAACUCCAUGUAAACUCACCCAAUGUGCACUAUGGCCACACCUCAAGCCCACAUUCCAAUCAAAAAAGGUCUAAAUAUCUAUUGCAGCUCCACAUAUAAUAAGCAAAACUACCAUUU
Molecule: messenger RNA, 4555 nt
Organism: Chiloscyllium plagiosum (whitespotted bambooshark)
Lineage: Eukaryota; Metazoa; Chordata; Chondrichthyes; Orectolobiformes; Hemiscylliidae
Gene: fam219aa
Product: family with sequence similarity 219 member Aa
Source: RefSeq, a predicted model, not a curated record